Molecule: messenger RNA, 735 nt
Organism: Fusarium graminearum PH-1
Lineage: Eukaryota; Fungi; Ascomycota; Sordariomycetes; Hypocreales; Nectriaceae
Exons: 5
Coding region: 1-735 (244 amino acids)
Source: RefSeq, a predicted model, not a curated record
AUGAAACACUACAACUUCUUUGAGGGCACCUCAACGGGCUGUGAUACCAUCAUACGGAUGCUCAACGAAGAUGACAAAGAGCUCAAAGACGAAAUGACCAAAAAUUGGCGGAACCAUAAGCUAGAGGAACUAAACUUUGUCGGAACACUUGGCGCUCUCCUUGCAAGCUGCCUCAGCUCCACAAGUUCGUGGCCAGAUGUUCUCCCCAAUGGAAAGUCCAAGCCAUGGCUACCUGAAGCUGCUGAGUGGUGGGAUGGAAACGCCAAGGUUAUUCACAGUCUACAGUCUACCCACAAACAUGACAUCUCCGGAUUCCCGAAUAUCCAGGUUGAUACCGACAAGUAUUGUGACUCCCAGCUUUGGUAUUCUAUACAGCUACUAACACACUUCUCAGCAAUGGAAGAAGUAUCAUAUCCUUUUUUCGUCUACGGCACCCUCAGAGCCUUGCCUUUGCUUGCCCAUGCUCUAACUGGAGAUUCCAAAAACACCCUCACCGUCACCGCAAAUAUGGCUCACCGCUACAGGCUGGAAAGCCUUCGAGGGCCAUUAUUUGCGACAAAGCAUGUGACGGUGACUCUCCAAAGUGACAUGAAUGUCGGCGCAGACAUGUGGGUGUUUAGAGGUCCUUCCGAGUUGCUCUCUAAUAAGCCUUGGUCUUUUGACAACUUCUUCCACAACGUACUUUCAACCUGGAACCUAGAUGGACCCGAAGAGCCUAGCCGUCGUCGAGCCUGA